This is a messenger RNA of Caenorhabditis angaria, 1155 nucleotides long. The record is from the annotation of a GenBank genome assembly. NCBI's taxonomy places the organism in Eukaryota, Metazoa, Nematoda, Chromadorea, Rhabditida, Rhabditidae.
AUGGUCAACCCGACGCCUUUUUACACAUCGUUUUCGACAUUCAGUACACCAAUUUCAUACGCAGCCUAUCCUCAAUUAUUCACCACAACCGCCGCCGCCGCAGCAACCACUGUUCCAACACAACCACAACUAUCAACAAUUCCGGCAACAACAUCCAAUCAUUCGGCGUCUUCCAUUUCAAACAACAGGUAUUAUCUUUUUGAAGAUUUUAAGACCAAUUCGAGAUUAGGGAAGAGAUUACGCUAAGACGCGGGAGGAUAGAGGAUCAUCCUAAUAUUUUGACAAAAUAUUUAUCUCCAUUUUUCUUUUUUUCAGUGAUGGUGGACGCCGCGGUGGAAGAAGAGAAAGAACAUCGUUCAAUCGAAUGCAGUUAGAAGAACUUGAGAAAGUAUUUCGUGAGACACAAUAUCCUGAUUUAUAUCGGAGAGAGGCACUUGCGAAGUUGAUUCAUUUGCCAGAAGGUCGCGUCCAGGUGAUCACGGUAUUUCAUUUUCACAAUUUUUGAUUAAAAAACUCUUGAAAGAAAACUUUUCAAUUCAAUUUUAAGCUAGAUUUGUCAGCCUAUCAAAAUUAAAUUGAUCUACUUUUUCUAUCCUUAAAUAUUUUCAGGUCUGGUUCAAGAAUCGACGAGCAAAGGAUCGUGCCCAGAAAAAGUUAACAGAUAGACAUUCAAUGAGAACACCAUCAGGAUAUUCCAGAUCACCAAUCGACUCGCCGCCACCAGAGCCAAAGGAUAUUAAGCUUACCAUGCCAAUGAUUCCCAUUCCCGGAACCGAUGAGUUCAAUCUCCGCAACGAGGUGAAAUAUCAACAAGUCACCACACUCCACCAACAAGUCGCUCAACUCAAAGGCGUCACCCUUGAAGAGCAGCAAAAAUUCCUGGCCGAAGUCAAAUACGAUCCAACACCUCUGGUGCCACAAGUUCAAUCAGCCGCUGCAACUUCAGUAACCGCAGCAACAAGUAAGGAAUAUUGUGCUAGUGCUGGUGGUGUUGAAAACAAUCCACUUACCCAAUUCCAAACAGUUUCAGCAUGGCCAUAUACAUCGGCAAAUUACCCGUAUUUUAAUAGUUAUUUCCCGUCGAAUUAUUAUUAUCCUGGUUAUGGUAAUGAUUAUACACCAAAUAAUGCUGCUUAUUGUGGAGGUCAUUUGUAA